This is a messenger RNA of Cynara cardunculus var. scolymus (artichoke), 2709 nucleotides long. RefSeq names its product ETHYLENE INSENSITIVE 3-like 1 protein. Bases 818 to 2584 code for a protein of 588 amino acids. Gene Ontology annotation, cellular component: nucleus. The record is from RefSeq and is a predicted model, not a curated record. Gene Ontology annotation, molecular function: DNA-binding transcription factor activity; DNA binding. The transcript is spliced from 2 exons. Lineage: Eukaryota; Viridiplantae; Streptophyta; Magnoliopsida; Asterales; Asteraceae.
AUUCGUCCUUCUCACCUUCUUUUUCCUUCAUACCCUUUUGAUUCCAUCAACAAAUUCUUCGUUUUUCUGAUGAAAUAUGAAACCCUUUUGUUGAUUUUAUUGAAAUUUGAUCUGGGGUUUUGUUACUGAUCGUUGGAUCGUCACGAAUUUUGAUGGGUUGUUCGAUGCAUUUACCUUGAUACCCUUUUGAUUCUGUAAACAAAUUCUUCAAUCUUUUUGAUGUAAUAUGAAACCCUUUUGUUACUUUUAGUGAAAUUUGACCUGGGGUUUUGUUUCUGAUUGUUGGAUCUUCAUUGUUUGAUUCAUUUACCUUCUUGUUUCAUGAUGCCCAUUUGAUUCCGUGAACAAAUUCUUCCAUCUUUUUGAUGAAAUAUGAAACCCUUUUGUUAAUUGUAGUGAAAUUUGAUCUGAGGUUUUGUUUCUGAUUGUUGGAUCUUCAUGAAUUUGAUGAGUUGUUUGAUUCAUUUACCUUCUUGUUUGAUGAUGCCCAUUUGAUUCUGUGAACAAAUUCUUCCAUCUUUUUGAUGAAAUAUGAAACCCUUUUGUUGAUUUUAGUGCAAUUUGAUGGGUUGUUUGAUUAAUUUACCUUUCUGAGGCUCAUUCUUUUGGAUUGGAUCUGUUAAAAUGGGAAGAACUUCAUCCAUUUCUAAUGAAAACAAGAAAGUUUUGAAUUGAUUUAAGAAAAAUUUACAAAAGAUUCAAAUUAGGAUUCAAUUUGAUGAACUUUUGUGUUCUUUUCUUUGGAUUAGGUUUGUGAAGGAUGGAAUCCAAUGACCAUUGAAUCUUGAUCGUGUUCGUAAGUGAGGAUUAAUUGGAAAUGGCGAUGUUUGAAGAAAUGGGGUUCAGUGGAAGCUUUGAUUUCUUAUCGGGCCCUCCGUUCGAGACCGCCACCGCCACCGAAGCGGCGGCAAUGGAGGAGGAUUACAGUGAAGACGAUGAAAUGGAGAUCAAGGAGCUUGAGAAGAGAAUGUGGCGUGACAAAAUGCUCUUACGACGGCUUAAAGACGAAAACAAAUGUAAACAAGGAGUUGAUCCCGCAAAAAAACGACAAUCAGAAGAACACGCGAGGCGGAAAAAGAUGUCUCGAGCCCAAGACGGGAUCUUGAAAUACAUGCUUAAAAUGAUGGAAGUUUGUAAUGCUCAAGGGUUCGUUUACGGGAUUAUUCCCGAAAACGGAAAGCCCGUUGGUGGAGCUUCAGAUAAUCUCCGGGGGUGGUGGAAAGAAAAGGUGCGUUUUGACCGCAACGGUCCCGCAGCGAUUGCGAAACACCAGGCAACCCACGUGGGUUCCGGGGAAAAUGAGGGUCUUGGACCGGUGUCGACUCCGCACACCUUGCACGAGCUUCAAGACACCACACUUGGCUCGCUUUUGUCGGCUUUGAUGCAGCAUUGUGAUCCUCCACAGCGGCGGUUUCCGCUAGAGAAGGGUGUUGCACCGCCGUGGUGGCCUACCGGAGACGAGGAAUGGUGGUUGCAAUCGACGGAAAAGGGCCCGCCACCGUAUAAGAAGCCUCAUGAUCUGAAAAAGGUGUGGAAAGUCAACGUGUUGACCGCAGUGAUUAAGCAUAUGUCGCCGGAGAUUGAAAAGAUACGGAAGCUUGUUAGGCAGUCGAAAUGCUUACAAGAUAAGAUGACGGCUAAGGAAAGUGCAACGUGGCUUGCGAUUAUUAACCAAGAGGAGGCACUCUGCCGGAAUAUAUAUCCCACCACCUUCCCGAUGGCAAGCGGAGGCGGUGGUGCUGGUGGUGGUGAUGGCGGGUCUUAUCUGAUCAAUGAUGCAAGUGAUUAUGAUGUGGAAGGCGUGGUGGAUGAGGUGAGUCUUGAAUUGGAGGACUGCAAGCCAGCACCGCCUACGUUCGUUCUGCCGCUCGCCGGAGUUAAAGGGGAGGCUGUUGAUUCGUUUAACUCCGAUAAUUUUAAAAGAAAGCAACCAUCCAACGACAUCGAUGACCACCACCAGGCGCCAGAUGUGUAUGCCUGUGAGUAUCCUCAGUGCCCAUAUAACGACGUUCGUGUGGGGUUUCACGACAGAUCCGCAAGAAACAACCACCAGCUGAAUUGUGCUUACCGCCCAAUCGUUGGUGGAACCCUAAACUUCCAAACGAACAAUCUUGAGAAACUAUCCGUUUUCAACAUCCCUUCAUUUGGUCAGACUAAGCUCACCGCAGCUUCUCUGCCUGUGAACCACGUUGCACCACCACCAUCAUACGGUGGUGGUGGUGGCGGUGGCGGCGGCGGCGGUGGUGGCGGCGGUGGCGGUGGCGGUGGCAGCAUUUCAGAACUUGGACUUCCGGAAGAUGGUCAGAGAAUGAUUUCUGAUCUCAUGUCAUUCUACGAUACGAAUCUUCAACAAACCAACAAAAGCUUCAACCCCGGGAAUCUUGAUCAGAUCCAGAUUGACAAUGGUUUCUUUGGACCAAAUGUCGAAACUUCAACAGGGUUCGAGUUUGGCAACUGCAGAACACCAUACGAAUCUGCUUUUGAUUCUGGCUGCAACCCGAAUGUGAAUGACAAUAAUGCCCUCGACUUCAGAUUCGGUGCACAAUCGACAUUCUCUCAAGAUGUGUCGAUGUGGUACCUUUGAAGACAAACCUAGGAUGUCGAGAAGUGUGUUGUUAGUAGGUGAAAUUGUCGUUAAUUUGCUUUCGGUUUGCAUUCGAACGAUGUUAUAUGUUGUGUUCUUGUGAAUGUUCAUACUUGUUUGUGCCU